UUUGGUUUUUCUGUUCUAUUUUAAAACAGGCCUCGAUGUCAAAAGUGAAGCAUGCCAGCGAUUUUUUCGAGAUGGGUUAACAAUAUCUUUCACAAAAAUCCUUACAGAUGAGGCAGUGAGCGGCUGGAAGUUUGAAAUUCAUAGAUGUAUUAUUAACAACACUCAUCGACUAGUAGAACUCUGUGUGGCCAAGCUGUCCCAAGAUUGGUUUCCCCUUCUUGAACUUCUUGCCAUGGCCUUAAAUCCUCACUGCAAAUUCCAUCUGUACAAUGGUACUCGUCCCUCAGAAACAGUUCCUGCAGGAGUCCAGCUCGCUGAAGAUGAACUUUAUGCCCGUCCUCCUGACCCACGAUCACCAAAGGGUUGGCUAGUAGAUCUUAUCAACAAGUUUGGCACAUUAAAUGGAUUUCAGAUCUUGCAUGAUCGCUUCAUGAGUGGGUCAGCAUUGAAUGUUCAGAUAAUUGCAGCUCUCAUCAAGCCAUUUGGACAAUGUUACGAAUUUCUAACAUUACAUACAGUGAAGAAAUACUUCCUUCCAAUUAUAGAAAUGGUUCCACAAUUUUUAGAAAAUUUAACAGAUGAUGAACUGAAAAAAGAAGCAAAGAAUGAAGCCAAAAAUGAUGCUCUGUCAAUGAUAAUCAAAUCUCUAAAGAACUUAGCUUCAAGAGUUCCAGGACAAGAAGAAACUGUAAAAAACUUAGAAAUAUUUAGGUUAAAAAUGAUACUUAGGUUGUUACAAAUUUCUUCUUUCAAUGGUAAAAUGAAUGCACUAAAUGAAGUUAACAAAGUAAUAUCCAGUGUGUCAUAUUACACUCAUCGUCAUGGUAAUCCUGAAGAGGAAGAAUGGCUUACAGCUGAAAGAAUGGCAGAAUGGAUCCAGCAGAAUAAUAUUUUAUCAAUUGUGUUGAGAGAUAGUCUUCAUCAACCUCAGUAUGUAGAGAAGUUAGAGAAAAUUCUUCGUUUUGUCAUCAAAGAGAAAGCCCUCACUUUGCAGGAUCUUGACAACAUUUGGGCUGCACAGGCAGGAAAACAUGAAGCCAUUGUAAAAAAUGUACAUGAUCUCCUUGCAAAAUUAGCUUGGGAUUUCUCUCCUGAACAGCUUGAUCACCUGUUUGAUUGUUUUAAGGCAAGUUGGACAAAUGCAAGCAAGAAACAGCGUGAGAAACUACUUGAGUUAAUUCGUCGUCUCGCAGAGGAUGACAAGGAUGGUGUGAUGGCACACAAAGUGCUGAAUCUUUUGUGGAAUUUGGCUCAUAGUGAUGAUGUACCAGUCGAUAUCAUGGACCAGGCUCUUAGUGCCCAUAUUAAGAUCUUAGAUUACAGCUGUUCACAGGAUCGAGAUACACAAAAGAUCCAAUGGAUAGAUCGUUUCAUAGAAGAGCUUCGCACAAAUGACAAAUGGGUCAUUCCUGCACUGAAACAAAUUAGAGAAAUUUGCAGUUUGUUUGGUGAAGCACCACAAAACUUGAGUCAGACUCAGCGAAGUCCCCAUGUGUUUUACCGACAUGACUUAAUCAAUCAACUUCAGCACAAUCAUGCCCUAGUUACAUUGGUUGCAGAAAAUCUCUCUGCCUACAUGGAAAGCAUGAGGCAGUAUGCUAAAGAGCAUGGUGAAUAUGAUCCUCAAACUGUAAGACCGGGAAGCAGAUACAGUCAUGUGCAGGAAGUACAGGAGCGACUGAACUUUCUACGAUUUUUAUUGAAGGAUGGUCAGCUGUGGCUCUGUGCCCCUCAGGCGAAGCAAAUAUGGAAGUGUUUAGCUGAAAAUGCAGUUUAUCUUUGUGAUCGCGAAGCCUGUUUUAAAUGGUAUUCCAAACUAAUGGGGGAUGAACCAGACUUAGACCCUGACAUUAAUAAGGACUUCUUUGAAAAUAAUGUGCUUCAGCUGGAUCCUUCCCUAUUAACAGAAAAUGGAAUGAAAUGUUUUGAACGUUUCUUCAAAGCUGUGAACUGUCGAGAAGGAAAACUAGUAGCAAAGAGACGAGCCUAUAUGAUGGAUGAUCUGGAAUUAAUAGGAUUAGACUACCUUUGGAGGGUUGUGAUUCAGGGAAAUGAUGACAUUGCAAACAGAGCAAUAGAUCUUCUUAAAGAGAUCUAUACUAAUCUUGGCCCAAGGUUACAAGUUAAUCAG
Eurypyga helias (sunbittern) is the source of this 2131-nucleotide messenger RNA. Its product is annotated as probable ubiquitin carboxyl-terminal hydrolase FAF-X. The annotation marks the transcript as partial. Lineage: Eukaryota; Metazoa; Chordata; Aves; Eurypygiformes; Eurypygidae. The record is from RefSeq and is a predicted model, not a curated record. The transcript is spliced from 13 exons.